AUGUGGCUGCACAGACUUCAUGGGCAGCUGGGCAUCAUGGCCUGUGGGGUCCUGCUGCUCCUCCUCCAAGGCCAGGGCCAGGACUCAGUCAGCCCCAUCCGGACCAUCCACACCGGGCAGGUGCGAGGCAGCCUCGUCCAUGUGAAGGGCUUCAAUGCGGGGGUCCACACCUUCCUGGGAAUUCCCUUUGCCAAGCCACCUGUAGGACCACUGCGCUUUGCAGCCCCUGAGCCCCCUGAACCUUGGAGUGGUGUGAGGGAUGGAACCUCCCACCCAGCCAUGUGUCUGCAGGAUGCCAAAGCAAUGAACACACAGUCCCUGAAGCUGUUGAAUCUGACCCUGCCUUCCAUCCCCAUGUCAGAAGACUGUCUGUAUCUCAACAUCUACAUGCCUGCUCAUGCCCAUGAGGGCUCUAACCUUCCUGUGAUGGUAUGGAUCCAUGGUGGUGCACUAGUUAUAGGCAUGGCAUCCCUGUACGAUGGUUCUAUUCUGGCAGCCACUGAGGAUGUGGUGGUGGUCAUUAUCCAGUACCGCCUAGGUGUUCUGGGCUUCUUCAGCACUGGAGACCAGCAUGCCACUGGCAACUGGGGCUACCUGGACCAAGUGGCUGCCCUACAUUGGGUCCAGCAGAACAUUGCCCACUUUGGAGGCAACCCUGAUAAGGUCACCAUUUUUGGCGAGUCUGCAGGUGGCACUAGUGUGUCCUCACAUGUGGUGUCUCCAAUGUCCCAAGGACUCUUUCAUGGUGCCAUCAUGGAGAGUGGGGUGGCCCUGCUGCCCAGCCUCAUUGCCAGCUCAUCUGAAGCAGUUUCCACAAUGGUGGCCAACCUGUCUGACUGUGGGCAGGUAGAGUCAGAGGCCCUGGUAAGCUGCCUUCGAGGCAAGAGUGAAGAGGAAAUGCUGGCUAUUACCAAGGCCUUCAAGAUCAUUCCCGGUAUAGUAGAUGGGGCCUUCCUGCCCAGGCACCCCCAGGAGCUUCUGACUUCUGCUGAUUUUCAACCUGUCCCCAGCAUCAUUGGGGUCAACAAUGAUGAAUAUGGCUGGGUCAUUCCCUCGAGCAUGGGCACCACUCACCCCCAGAAGAAAAUAGACAGAAGGACUGUGCAGGCUGCUCUGCAGAGAAGAGCAGCACAGAUGAUGUUGCCUGCUGAAUUUGGUGACCUGUUGAUGGAGGAGUAUAUGGGGGACAAUGAAGACCCAGAUACUCUUCAAGGCCAGUUCCAGGAAAUGAUGGAGGACUUAAUAUUUGUGAUCCCUGCACUCCAAGUAGCACAUUUUCAGAGUUCCCAUGCCCCUGUCUACUUCUACGAGUUCCAGCAUCGGCCUAACUUUUUUAAGGACAUCAAGCCACCCCAUGUGAAGGCCGACCAUGGUGAUGAGAUUCUCUUUAUCUUCAGAUCCUUUUUCUGGGGCAAGCAAGUUGAGCUCACUGAGGAGGAGGAGUUGCUGAGCAGAAGGAUGAUGAAGUACUGGGCCAACUUUGCUCGAAAUGGGAACCCCAACGGAGAGGGCCUACCCCACUGGCCACUGUUCGACCAGGACCAGCAGUACCUGCAGCUGGACAUCCAGCCUGCUGUGGGCAAGGCCCUGAAGGCCCACAGGCUACAGUUCUGGACCAAGACCCUGCCUCAGAAGAUCCAGGAGCUACAGGGAGAUAAGGUGAAGCACACAGAGCUCUAG
Molecule: messenger RNA, 1680 nt
Organism: Marmota flaviventris (yellow-bellied marmot)
Lineage: Eukaryota; Metazoa; Chordata; Mammalia; Rodentia; Sciuridae
Product: cocaine esterase-like
Source: RefSeq, a predicted model, not a curated record